This is a messenger RNA of Bombus pyrosoma, 6598 nucleotides long. RefSeq names its product protein starmaker-like. Gene Ontology annotation, molecular function: zinc ion binding. Gene Ontology annotation, cellular component: nucleus. The transcript has 6 exons. Bases 1177 to 4317 code for a protein of 1046 amino acids. The record is from RefSeq and is a predicted model, not a curated record. NCBI's taxonomy places the organism in Eukaryota, Metazoa, Arthropoda, Insecta, Hymenoptera, Apidae.
AUUGUUUAUUCCUUUCGAAAUAAGUUUAUAAUAUUCGAUGUAUAUGCUAUUUUUACUUAAACUUAAAAAUUUUACCCGCGUGAACUGCGCGCGUCGAUAGAUAAACCCGCGAACGCGCAGAAACCAUUAACCCUGAGUUCGAUCAGUAGUUCUAAUGUUGAACUACCCUGAUCGACGAAAACAAUAAUUCGUAGACGAGCAAUCACUAAAUUUAGAAAUUAUAGUACCGCACGAAGCAGGACAAAGGACGUUGUUCUGCGUUCGUUGUCGGCUCUCACAGUGACGUCUACGUUGGUUAAAUCGGUGAUAAUUCCGGUCCAAUGGUCCAGAUCGUGCAAAAUAGAACCGACCGACCAUCAGCUAUUGUGUGCAUUGCGUAUCGUCAAUUAAGUACAAUGACCGGCAUUAAAGAUCCGACUGAACAACCGAAGUUGGAGAAAAUGAAACAAGGAAAUGAUCAAAUGAAUGCUAUUGUUAAAAAACGUUUUACGGAUUUAACAAAUACUUACAUGCAAGAUUUAUUCAAGUUUUCUGAAGACAUGGCAGAAUCCUUCAGGUCAAUAUUAGAUAACAUAAAAGUUCGUAUCGAACAAUUUCACGAACAGAAUCGAUCUAUAUUUGAUUUAUUUUCACUUUCGCCACUGCAAAAAUGGUCUCAACGUGAACACUAAAAGAUCGAAGAUGUGGAAGUAUCAAUGUUUUUUGAUAGAUACACGUUUUUGAAAGAUAUACUUGUACCUAAAUUGACCAAAAUAUUUAAGUCUGCGCAUUCUUGAUGAAAUAAAAGCGUUAUGAAUGUUUAAAACCUAAAAUUACUUUAAUAAAGGAAAGUCUAGAGAAAAACCAAUUAUUAUUUACUUAUUAGGAUACCUUAAUUAUGAAAUACUGAUAUUAUUUUAUUAUAUAAUGACAGUAAUUAAAACGUAAUUGAUGUUUAAGUUUUCAAAUUUAACGGUCAAAAAGUUGCACAGAUAUAUGUUUCGAUAGAUCGACAUAGCGUACGUUGUACGCCAUCUUAGUGGAGUACUAUUACCGCCAAUCUACUACGUUUCAAUGAAUUUUGUUACUUACUAUAUAACUAAAAUUUAAUGUUAUUUUCGGAUUGAUGUCUCUGAGUAUUUGAUUAGUUUAUUAUUUAAACAAUCGGUUUUUGUUCUUUGGGUUCUAUGCGGCAGCAUGUCAAGCCAGUACUGUUUUCUCUGUGCGAGUGAUGAAGGUGUUUUCUUGGAUGUUACAGCGGACAAUAAACAAAUGUAUUAUGAUCAACUCGAAAUCUGCUCACUUAUCAAGGUACUAAAAGCAGAUCAAUUGCCAACCAAAAUUUGUCACAAAUGUGCAUAUGAAUUAAAUCAAUGCAGCUCUUUUAUAGAAAGAUAUAAACGUGCUACAAAGCAAAAAAUAAAUGUUCGCAGACAGUGUUGUAGUCUAUGUCGUGAACCAGCAAAAAACGAAUUUAUCUUUGAUAUUAGUAAAGAGAAGAACUUGCAGUAUAAUCCAUUUCAUAAAAUACAAGAACUCCUUAAUACAAAGAACAGUGAAAAUGUUUAUGGAGAGUAUAAAUUCAUAUGUUUAUCUUGCCGAUAUGUGAUAGAUGUAUUGAUAGAUUUAAAAAACAUAUGUGAAGAAACUACAAUUAAAUUGGAAGAUACAGCUGAUAAAAAAAUAAAUUACUUAGCUUUCCCUAAGAUAAAAACAACCAUUGUAAAUCGCAAAACUACCAGCACUGAACCUAAUAGAAUAAAUUUAAACGCAUUUCUGGAAUCAGAGAGUGAUUCUGACGAUAUGACUCGCACACGAUCUCGAAAUAAUAAAUUAAACGAACAAACAAAGUCGCAAGUUUGUAGUAAAUGUCAUAAUUCUAUUAAAACUGAUAAUGAUAUAUUCAAGAUUCAUAAAACAGGAGAAAUUGUAUGUAAAUGUUGUUGGAAAAAUAUGGAUAUUUGUAAAAGUAAACCUGAGAAAGAGGUAUCAAACGACAAACAAAUCAAACUUUGUACAGUUUUUUUAAAAGAUGUAUUAAAAGAUUCUAAAAUAAAGAAGGAGAAGCUCUAUAGGAUUGAUGAGGAUGAUGAAGGCAAUAAGACAUAUGUUGUAAUGAACACAAAUUUGACAAACGAAAAUAAAUCCAGUAAACCAGUUAGUGAUACAAGAAAUGAUACAGAAAAGCAAAGUCAAAAGCGUUCUAGUAAAAGUCUAAGGACUACAGAUAAGGAUUCAAGUAGUGAAGAUGUACCUAAUAAAAAACACAAGCUUGAUGCGAAAGAAAUAAUUGAAACUGACUCAAAGCAGUCCAGUUUGGUUGCACAACAGGCAAAGCAAGUUACUCAGAAGGAUAGUAAGCAUAAUAUUAGUCAAAGUUCUGAUUCAGAUUCUUCUAUUCCAAAAAUUGCAAAAAAUAGCGGCCACCGUUUAACAAGACAUAAACGAGCAACUGGCUCAUCCUUAUCGGAUGCAGAUAUUGACAAUAAGUAUAAUCGUAAAAGAUUAAAGACUAUUUUAAGUGGCAUUCCUAUAAAAAGAAAUCGCAAUGUAGACGUGAGUGACGAAUCGUCGUCAAAUGAGGAUGUUGUAUCAAAGAGAAAGCGAUUGAGCUUUACAAGUACUUCAUCUGUUACUAUAGAAAUAUGUGAUGACGAUAACGAUCAAGAAAACUUUGAAAAGAAUGUACGAAAAACGAAUAGAAAGAAUACUAAAAAACUCGCGAAACUUCCUGCAAUUACAAAUUCCCAAGAAUUGCAGUCCUCAAAAUCUGAUGAUAAAGAUGAUAUAUUUAAGACUCAAACAUAUGUAUGCGAUGAAUGUGGAGCUAGCUAUGAAAAUAAAUUUAUAGGUUUGACACAUAAAUUGACACAUUAUAAACAACCACAAUUAAAAUUACAGAAAUUAAGUAAUGAAACUUGGAUGAAAGGAACAUCAGGUCCAAGUGAAGCAGUAGAUGAUCAGGUAGAAGAUUUGUCUGAGACUAUAAAAAUUACGGUAGAAGAUGAUGAAGAAGAAUUGAUGGAAAGUGAAAAGAAUUUUAACACAAGUAAUCGUGCAGAUAUAAAUUCUAAUACAGGAAGUAAUAUUAAUUCGCCUAAAAAGGAAGCAGUAGAAGAUGCUGUUGAUGUAAAACUUGUCAUGAAAGAAUCUGAUGAUGAUCAGACACAUAAGACUGAGAAAGAAACAGAAGAUCUACAAGAGGAUGAAGUUGCAGAAAUAAAUAUCAUAAGUUCGUCGCAAAAUGAAACUAAAACUAAAGAAGACACGGGUAAAGAAAGUGAAAAAGAAAAUGAGGGUAAUUAUAAUAAUAAUGAUGAAACUGAUAAAAAUAUUCAUGGAUCUAUAAAAUGUGUGAAUUCAGAAGAAAUUUCACAUAGUAAUUCUGAAGACAAACAAGAAAAUAAUAAAGAAAAAUAUAAUCGGAUGGAGGAAGAUAAACAAGAAAACGAAAAAGAUAAACGAAAAAACGAAGAAGGUAAACAAGAAAACGAGGAAAAUAAACGAGAAAACGAAAAAGGCAAACAAGAAAACGAAGAAGAUAAAAGUAAGGUAGAGGAAAAACAAAUUGAAAUAGUUGAAGAAGUUGAAAAAGUUAAAGUAGUUGAAGAAGUUAAAGUAGUUAAAGAAAGAGGAGGAGAAGAAGAUGCAAAUAGAGAUUUAGAUAUUAAAGAUAAUGAGAAAGGAAAACAGGAAAAGGAACAAAAGGAGGCGAUGUGCAACGGGCAAGCGGUUCAAACGAUUAAUAAAGAAAGUUUAAAGAAAUUCAGUGAAGAUUGUGUUGAGGAUACUAUGGAAGAAAAUGAUAUUGAUGUUUCAAAGAAAAUUGAACAAAGUGAUAUUAAACAUAAAGAAACGAACAACGGAACGGACGUAGCCGAUGAUGAAGGUGAUUUAACAAUACCUGCCGAACAAAGAUCGCCUAAAUCGAUACAAAAAAGAAUAUCCUGUAAUGAAAAUACAAUGCAAAUAAAAGUAGAUGACUCUGAUUCAAAAAGAUCAGAAGUUUUGGAGAGGACUGUAUUACUCGAAGAAGAUACGACUGAUAAGGAGAAUUUCAAUAGAAAUGAUAUGGAAAUCGUGGAUGUAGAUUUUCCACAACGAAAAGAUUCAAUGAGCGAUUCUGCAAAUGCAGCAGCAGAAGUGUUACGAGAAGUACUUGAUUUAGCAAGUGCGAAAGUUGUAAAACGACAAGAAGUUAUUGAUAUAAAUAUCGACACUGAUUCCAUCGAAACGGAGACUUUAGAAAACAUAUCACGUGAAAUACAAAAUAUUGUCGAUAUGCCAUCUCUCAAAAUUGACGACUCCAAAACUGAAAAUGAAACACAUGUGGAGUAGUGUAUAAAUAUACAUAUAUAUUUAUGAGAUUACCUUUUUAUAAAACUUAAAUAUAGUUUUUACACAGUCAAAAGGUCAAAUUUUCUCCGCUUCUGUUGCUUAGAAGAUGUACCAUAUUAUUAAUUCUCAUUUACAUAAAAGGUAUAAAAUGGAACAAUUAUUUCAUUGGUACUUCAAAUUAAAAGAUGAAGUGUAUUUGGUAUUUUACUUUUCAAAGAUUAGUAGCCUUUUGUAUACGAGUUCAUUUUAACAUAGAAGCACUUGAAAAUAUUUUAUUAUAUCACAUACACAAAUGCCUAUAAUUUGUGUCAUAUAAUUCGUUGUGGAAGCGUUAUCCGUUGUCAUAGACUAAUAGACACUCAUGAUAUUUAAUGCUUUUUUGUAUUUUUGUUUGUGCAACAAAAAAGAUUAUAUUAUAUUAUAUUAUAUGAUAUAUAUAUAUAUAAUAUAUAUAUAUACUCUUAAAAAUCUUAUUUCUAAUUAUUACUAUAUGUAGUAAUUAGCUGUUUUAUUUACAGGAAUCUCCAUGCUUUUUACAUUCUGUUUUUUUCUUCUUUUUUCUUUUUCUUCUUCUUUUUUUUUUUUUUUUUUUUUUUUGAGUAAGAUAAGCAAGAAACGUGUUGUAUGCAGGUUCUAAAUAAUUUACCGUUGCACAUUAAUUGGAGAUAUUUGGGCCAAGUUGUGCAGAAUGCUACCAAUCCUCGAUGGCAUAAAAUUGAGAAAAAUAUAGUUUGAAAAGUCUAAUUUAAAAAAGCGGAAAUUGUUUUAUUUCUUUUGGAUAUAUUUUAUUUUUUGUUCUUUUAUAAUGUUUUUCAAUGUCUUAUUUAAUAGUGAAUAGUAUAAUUAAUAUGUGGUUUGGAAAUUUUCUGUAAAAUAAUUAUAAGCUUAAAAUAGAACUAUGGCUUGGUAAUUUUAAUAAUUAUAUAAUGUAUUAGUCAUUCUAUGGAUUGGCAAUUUUUUGUAAAAUAAAGGUUAUAAUAUUAUGGGAUCUGUAAUGUGUUUAACUAUUUUUUUAUUAUUUUGAGGGUUGGUAGAUUGCUGUAUAAUCUGGCCAAUUUCAACGUUAAUUUCUAAUUACUUAAUUCUAUUAAACCUUUUUUAACUUUUCCUAAUUUUUCUAUGGCAACAAGUAAGAAUUGAACAGUCGUUUGUGUGCAAUGUAACCACAAGACUUGUUAUUACUACUUUAUUAGUACAAUGACCUCUUAGCCCAUAAUAUUUUUAAUUUGAUAUUUCUUAUUUGUCCUAUUUAAUUGUUUAAAUUACUUUAGAAGUCUACAGCUUUUUAACUCUUGCUAUUAUAAAUUGAUCACGUACUGACACAUUCGUCAAACGAAUUAACUUUACUAAAAAUCUCGCGUUACAAGAUCGCCGUACGUUGUCGGUGUUUUCGUCUUAAAUUUGUCAUCUUAUCUUUAUAUUUUUUACGUAAUUAUUUCAUUAAUUUUUUUGAGAAUAUUAUUUAAGAAUGAGUCUAACUAUAAGCAAGUCGCUUGUUUAUGAUUUCUGCGGCAUUGUAACGAGGAAGAGGAAGUUCUUAUAUUUAAAUAUAAAGUGAGAUAAGUAUAAGGCGAAAUAAAAAAAAAAUGGAAUACUUGUAGUAAUAAAUUUGAUUAAUCAUAAAACUAUUACAUAUGGAGUUUUAGAGUCGUGAUGUUGCUUGAUCGUUGUGAAGUGUAGAAGACAACGACGAUGAAAGCGUGUCCGAAUUUUCAUGCUGGAUUUCUAAGUCUGACUUUGUAUCUGAAACAUUCGUGAAAAAAUUACAUUAUGAUACUAUAAUUAUGAACGGGUUUACAUACAUGCAUAAUAUAUUCGAUAUUCAGUCAAGUGUGAGAUACCAAAACAACAAAAUCGAGAUAUAAUUUGACUUUUAUUGAAUAAUAAAGACUAUCCACAAGAUAAUGAAUUUCAUUAUCGUGGAGGUUUUAGUAUUUUAAGUAAACGUCCGCCAAAUGUAUAAAAUUUAAAAAAGGAAGUGAUGGCCAUCGUAACACGAUAGCCAGUGGAUUAGUGUAACGAAAAACAUAUAGUGUAUUCAAUGAGAUAUCUAAUGGACAUCAUUAAAACAUGUCUAUAAUAUAAGUGUGCAAUUAUCAAAACUGAGAAUCUUUUGAAAGUUUUGCAAAUAUCGUAACUGAUUUUAACAAAGAUUGAAACACACACUGAUAGUGUUAGUAUGAAAAGCGCCUUUUUUCGUCUCAAUUUUGAUCAUUGUUUAAGAAAUCUUUGAUUAAUCAUAAGUAUACAAAUCUAAAAAUAAAAAGAGUUAUAUACAUUA